This is a messenger RNA of Dermatophagoides pteronyssinus (European house dust mite), 3541 nucleotides long. RefSeq lists its product as uncharacterized. Gene Ontology annotation, molecular function: nuclear receptor activity; RNA polymerase II cis-regulatory region sequence-specific DNA binding; zinc ion binding. Lineage: Eukaryota; Metazoa; Arthropoda; Arachnida; Sarcoptiformes; Pyroglyphidae. Gene Ontology annotation, biological process: negative regulation of transcription by RNA polymerase II; positive regulation of transcription by RNA polymerase II; cell differentiation. The record is from RefSeq and is a predicted model, not a curated record.
UAGUUUGAAAAAAAUUCAAGAAGAACUUCAACAACAACAACAUAAUAAUAAUAAUCAUCAAGGAAAUUAUAUGAUGUUUUCAAAUCAUCAUCAUCCAUCAACUGCUACUCAUCAUCAUCAUCAUUCACAAUUAUUAGAGGAAGUAGCGCAUUUAUCAAACGCAAACAGCGCUAACCACAACAUAGCAGCUGCUUCUGCUACAAAUUCAAAUUUAAUAAUGCCACAUUUUUUAAAUGAUGAUAUUACUUAUUCAUCAUCAUCAUCAAAUCAUCCACCAAUCAAUCAUCAAACGAUUCUGAUGGCUCAUCAUCAUCAUUUUAAUCAUAAUAAUCAAUAUUCAAGCUUAAAUCAAUCGAUAAUUAAUCAAGAACAAUUUCCACAACUUAGUAAUCAUCAUCAUUCGAUAUUUAAUUCAUUAUUAAAAGAAUCACCAUUAUCAUUAACAUCACAUUCAUUAGCAUCGAUUUUAGCAUCGACAACAACAACAACAACAGCCGCAACAACAACAACAACCUCGACAACAACAACAACAAUCGGUCAAAUACCUCAUCAGACGAUAUUUCGUUAUUCAAAUCCUCAUCAACAAUCACCAUAUUCACCUGUAUCAACAGUUAUAUCGACUAUUGGUACACCACCACCAAUUCAUCAACAACAACAUCAGUCAAAAUCGCCGACUAAUCGUCAUACGGCAAUUUCACAUUCAAUCAAAUCUUUAACAAAAAUGACAAAUGGUCAAUCGAAAAAAAUUACCCGAAAUGAUUCAUCAUCAUCAUCUUCUUCUUCUUCGUCGACAAUGACAAAAUCUAAAUCAAACAACCACCAUAAUAGUAAUCAUCCACAACAAUGUAAAGUUUGUGGUGAUAUUCCUAUAGGAAAAAAUUUCGGUGUUGUAACAUGUGGUUCGUGUAAAAUAUUUUUCAGCCGUAAUAUUGAUUCCAAGGAACGACUGCAAUGUCGUAAUCAUAAUCGUUGUAUGGAUUUGAUUAAUAAAUCUAAUCGUCGAAAUUGUUCUGCAUGUCGUUUAGAUAAAUGUAUACGGCUGGGUAUGCGUGUAAAACGUAAUCGACAAAAGCAACUGCAACAACAAUCAUUAUCGAUUGGAUCACCAUCGAUGAAAAUUUUACGUAAUCCUAAUCGUAGCCUAUCGGAAUCAUCACCUUCAAAUCAUAAUCAUCUUAUCAAUAUCAAUGAAAAUUAUCACCAUCAUCAUCCUCAUCAUAAUCAUGAAUUUAAUGAUCAAAAUUCAUCACAAGCAGGUAGCAGUAGUUUAGGUGGUGAUGAUGAUGAUGAGGAUGAUGAUAUUGAAAUCAAUGAAAUAUCUUCGGAUGAUUAUCAUGAUAUACCGAAUCUAAUACCAAUGGAAUCGAUUGCAAAUAGUGGCCAGUCUACCUUGCAAAAUGAAUUUAAUUAUUUAGCCAACCAUAAUCAUAAUCAUCGUUCAGAUUCGUAUGAUCUCAUCAAUGUGGACUGUAAUAAAUCAACGGAAAAGAAUUCAAUGUUACAACAGCAGCAGCAGCCUAUUCGUUCUGAAUCGAUUAUACAACUUCUUUCACAUCAACAACAACGACAACAACAACCGUUAUUUAAUAGUGUUUCGGUUAUACAACAAGCACCACCAUCAAGACCAUCAUCAUCAGCAGCUUUAAUUAUCAACAAUAACAAUAACAAUAACGAUAAUGUUAAUUCAAAUUCAAAUUCAAAUGAUGAUAGUUUAAUGGCUGAAGAUUUAGAUAAUGAAAACGAUAAUGAUGAUGUUAUUGAAAUUCAAGAUAUAUCACAAUCGAUUCCCGCUAAUAAUAAUAAUAAUAAUGAUACAGCUACAUUUUCGCAACAACAACGACAACCUUCAACAUCAAAAUCUGAAGACAUCAAUAACAAUGAAAAAUAUGAUAAUAAUAAUAAGAUGCUGGUGCCUUUUAAUAAUAAUCAGAAUCGAUCAUUAAUAGAUAUUGUUGUUGAUGAUGAAGAAGAUUUAGAUUCAUUGGAACAAAUGACACAUGAUGUUUUCAAUUAUAGUCAUGUACAAUCAUCAUCAUCAUUAAAUGAACAUACAAGAUAUAAUUAUAAUAAUUUUUAUGAAGAAAAUUAUUGUAAAUAUUAUUAUACGCCAGCCAAUUCAAAUACAUAUCAUCAUAAUGAUCAUAGUAAUGGUAGUAAUAGUAAUAGUUAUUUAGAUGAUAAUGAAAUUCUUAAACCUUCAUCAACGAAUGAUGAUUUAAUAUCCGAAAAUGAUUUGACGCCUACAUCGAUGAACAGAAUACAGAAUUUUAAUUAUGAUAAUAAUGAUUAUGAUUAUGGUAAUAAUAAUCAUGAAAAUCGUAGUAAUAUUGCAUCGGUUGAAUUAUGUAAAGUUGAAGCAAGAAAUUUUGGUGAUCAAGAUCAUGCAUUGAUUGCUGAUCUAGAAAAAUGGAAACCAUAUAUACGUAUACAUAUGGGUAUUGAUUAUACAACAACUGCAUCAACGUCAUCAUCAUCAUCAUCAUCAAUAUUAUCAUCAAUAACAAAUAUAACAACAAUGAUUGAUAAUCAACAACAUCAUCAAUCAAAUCCUAAUCACCAUGAUCAACAUAAUUAUUAUUUUCAUAAAUUAUUUGCAAAAGAACGUGAAAAAAUUGAUUUACUUAAUUUAUCGUGUCGUAUGAUAUCGGCAAAACCACAAUCAAAUGAUCAAUUUCGUGCAAUAUUUAAUAGUUUAGAACGUGGUAUAUUCUAUGCAAAUAAAUCAUUUAAAUUAUAUGAAGAAUUUUGGCGUGUAUCCGAAAUAUCCGAAUUGAUUCGUCAAAAUGAAUCCGGUUUUUUUAAGAAGAAAAAUAAUUUAUUACAUAUGUUGUAUCAUUUACGUGGUGUACAGAAUUUUGAUGAUAAUCUAAAUGCAUGGGCUAUUUUCAAUGGUGUUAACGAUAAUGGAUUUACAAUGAUCAAAUUGGAUAUGUUUCAACAAUCGAUUAAAAAAGAAAUGUCUGUCGCUCAUCGACAAUAUAUCAAAUCAUUUCCACAAGAAUGGCGUAAAGAUCCAACUGUAUUUAAUUUGAUGACUUAUCUAUUAUUGUUUAGUGCAUUUGAUCGACCACAUUCACCAUUUAAAUGUGACAAGUUAACAUAUUUUCAAUAUCUAUAUCUAUUCAAACGUUAUUUUGAAUGUAUGUAUCAGGAUGAAGAAUUAGCCCAACAAAUGCUGUUAUGGAUGUUAAAAUUAAUACGACAAUUAAGUCCAUUAUGUUCAGAAUGUUUAACCGCUUGUACGCAUAGUUUAAAUCCGGCUGUAUUGAAAAAAAUUGGUCCAAAUUAUGCACAAUGUUUGAUGAUGGAAGAAAAACAGAAAAAAACCAUUCCAUCAUCCACAUCCACAUCAUCAAAUGUAUCAAUGGAAUCAUCAUCCAAUGAUAAUCAUUCAACAUUAAAUAGAAUGGUUACUCAUGAUCAUGCCUCAUCUGUAUCCGCAUCCUCAUCGAAAUGUAACAAAACUAAUGACCAAUUACAUAAUCAUAAUAAUAUUGAUGAUGAUGAUGAACCAAUGAUGAUUGUACAAGAUUAAAUAUCA